AUGUCACAAACUGACCAAGGGCUAGAUAAGAACGAGGUAGAGCGCCUGAAAACGGCUCUGUGUGAUUCCAUUGUGAAGAUUGUCCAAGAGGAAACCCUGAAGCUUGAGGCCACUGCCACUCCUCAAUUCGUCAAUGCCCUUCUAGAGGUUGCUUGGUCACAUCUCGAAACCACGAUCGCUGAUGUCGAAGCUUUCUCUCGACAUGCCGGGCGGUCAACUAUCACUCCGGCCGAUGUGCUCAUGCUUUGUCGCCGCAACGAGGGUCUGAACCAAACUCUGCGCUCAUACCAGGAGCAUCUGGAGAUUGAGCGACAGGAGAAUUCUUGA
Penicillium angulare is the source of this 327-nucleotide messenger RNA. Its product is annotated as CENP-S family protein. NCBI's taxonomy places the organism in Eukaryota, Fungi, Ascomycota, Eurotiomycetes, Eurotiales, Aspergillaceae. The transcript is spliced from 4 exons. Gene Ontology annotation, molecular function: protein heterodimerization activity; chromatin binding. Gene Ontology annotation, cellular component: FANCM-MHF complex; Fanconi anaemia nuclear complex. Bases 1 to 327 code for a protein of 108 amino acids. The record is from RefSeq and is a predicted model, not a curated record. Gene Ontology annotation, biological process: replication fork processing; resolution of meiotic recombination intermediates.